Molecule: messenger RNA, 5587 nt
Organism: Chionomys nivalis (European snow vole)
Lineage: Eukaryota; Metazoa; Chordata; Mammalia; Rodentia; Cricetidae
Gene: Rgl3
Product: ral guanine nucleotide dissociation stimulator like 3
Exons: 18
Coding region: 310-2205 (631 amino acids)
Biological process (GO): Ras protein signal transduction; positive regulation of GTPase activity
Cellular component (GO): plasma membrane
Molecular function (GO): guanyl-nucleotide exchange factor activity
Source: RefSeq, a predicted model, not a curated record
UCUGCAAGACUGGGGCGAGGAGACUGAGGACGGCGCCGUGUACAGCGUCUCCCUGCGGCGGCAGCGCAGCCAGCGCUCGACCCCAAAGGGGCCUGGAGACGACCAGGUGCGGAAGGGACUGGAGGUGAGCAGUGAGGGCGGGCUCAGCCCGGGCUGCAGCGGAGAGGCCAAAGCUAAGAGCAGCGGGGCCAGAAGGAAGGGCGGAGCUUAGAGGCGACCAGGCUCCCACCCCGGUUGCUGACACCUUCCUCCAGUACCGCACCAGCAAGGUGCGGGCGCUGAGGGCCGCCCGACUAGAGCGGCUGGUGCAUGAGUUGGUGUCCGGAGACCGUGAACAGGAUCCUGGCUUCGUGCCUGCCUUCCUGGCUACACACCAGGCCUUUGUGCCCACAGCCCGAGUUCUGGGCUUUCUACUGCCCCCGCCGCCGCCGCCGCCACCACCUCCUGGACAGCAAGAGGGCAGAGGCACAUGAUCUGAGCUUCAGCAAGCAUCUGAGGGCUGUGGUUUCGGUACUCGGUUUUUGGCUGCGAGAUCAUCCUCAGGACUUCUGGGAUCCCCCUGCCCAUCAGAACCUGGGGAAUGUCCAAAUAUUUUUGGGCUGGGCAGCCCCAGGAGGGGCAGAAGCCAGGGAAGCAGAGAAGCUUCUAGAAGAGUUCUUGGAAGAGGCUAAGGGAGAACAGGCAGAGGAGGAGCAGCGACUGGCUUGGGCUGGCCCUCCCAGGGCUGCCCAGUCUUCCAGAUCAGAAUUCUCAGAGGACUUCGAGGAAGACGAAGGUCCCAGUUCUGAAGGCCCCGAGCUCCUGGACUUCAGCGUGGAUGAGGUGGCGGAGCAGCUGACCCUUAUGGACGUGGAGCUCUUCUUGCGCGUGCGUACCUGUGAAUGUCUGGGUUCCAUGUGGUCUCAGCGUGACCGGCCAGGAGCUGCAGGCAUUUCUCCCACAGUGCGUGCCACCGUGGCCCAGUUCAAUGCGGUUACGGGCUGCGUGCUGGGCUCGGUGCUCGCAGCGCCUGGCCUGGCAGCCUCGCAGAGGGCACAGCGCAUCGAAAAGUGGAUCCGCAUCGCCCAGCGCUGCAGGGAACUUGGCAAUUUCUCUUCAUUGCGAGCUAUCCUGUCGGCCCUGCAGUCUAACCCCAUCUACAGGCUCAAGCGCAGCUGGGGAUCUGUGAGCCGGGAACCACUGUCCACUUUCAAGAAACUGUCGCAGAUAUUUUCUGAUGAGAAUAAUCAUCUCAGCUGCCGAGCAAUUCUUUCCCAGGAGGAGGCUACUGAGGGACCCCAUGAUGAUGACUGCCUCCCAGGAAGCCUGCCGUCAAAACUGUCCCCAGGUCCUGUCCCCUACCUUGGCACCUUUCUCACAGACUUGAUUAUGCUGGACACAGCCUUACCGGAUAUGUUGAAGGGAAAUCUCAUCAACUUUGAGAAAAGGAGGAAGACACCCCCUCAGGAAUGGGAGAUCCUGGCCCGAAUCCAGCAGCUACAGCAUCGCUGCCAACUCUACAGCCUGAGCCCCCACCCACCAAUCCUGGCUGCCCUUCGAGCCCAGCGCCAGCUCAGUGAGGAACAGAGCUACCGGGUCUCCCGUGUCAUUGAGCCACCAGCUGCCUCCUGCCCCAGCUCCCCACGUAUCCGGCGGCGAAUCAGCCUCACAAAGCGUCUCAGUGCGAAGCUGUCCCGGGAGAAGAACUCUUCCCCUAAUGAGAGUCCCGGGGACCCGUCCUCACCAGCCUCCAGUGUUUCUCCAGGGUCUCCCCCAUCCAGUCCUAGAAACCGAGAACCUCCUCCUGGUAGUCCGCCAGCCUCCCCAGGACCCCAGAGCUCCAGCAACAAGCCGUCUCUGAACAUGGAUUCCUCCACAACCUUGACCCUGAGCAACCCUCGAAUUCCUCUCCUUGGGCAGCAGACCUCAGAGGCCCGUGUCAUUCGAGUCAGCAUCGACAAUAACCAUGGGAACUUGUAUCGGAGCAUCUUGCUCACUUGUCAGGACAAAGCCCCCAGCGUGGUGCAAAGAGCCCUGGAGAAGCACAAUGUGCCUCAGCCCUGGGCCCGUGACUACCAGCUCUUCCAGGUCCUACCUGGAGACAGAGAACUCCUGAUUCCGGACAGUGCCAAUGUCUUCUAUGCAAUGAGCCCAACCGCCCCUGGCGACUUCUUGCUGCGUCGGAAAGAGGGGACACGGCAUUCACCUUCAGCCUCCCCAACCUGAAGCAGCACUCACCACAGACAGCUUGGUACCUGGCUUCUACCACCGUCAAAGUAGGGGUCCAUUUCCUGAAGAGCUUCCAUCCCCCAAUGGAAGCCAUCUUGUUCCAUAUCCUGGGGACUCCUCAGCCUUAGCCCAUCAGACACCCUCUCUCUGACUUCAUGAGCACUUGGUCAUUAUUCCAGAAACAUGGAUGUGUGAGAAAAGUGUAGAACUCAGAAAAAUCAAGAGCUUUAAGAGCUGGGAGCUUAGCUUAGUGGCUGGGCACUUGCCCAGCAUGCCCUAGACCCUGGAUGUUUUCAGCACUACCCAAAAUAAAAGUCCUGUAGAGUAUAGUUAAGUUGGAUCCUAACACGUAGCAAGCAGGGGUCUGAGAGCCAGCACUGAGUAUAUCCAGCAUGUUGCCACAUGCCAUAAUCCCAGUGCUCGGGAGCUGCAGGUAGGAGAAUCAGGAGUUUGUCAUCCUCAGCUACAUAUAUAUAUGAACUGAAGGCAAACCUGGGCUACAUCAUGAAACUUCAUUUUAAAAUACAAAACUAAGAAAAGUUUGAAAAAAUCCUCACGAGAGUUCAGGGUUUUCUCCCCCUCGCUUUCAGAAGGUGCCACCCUGCCUCUCCAUCACACGAGUGGAGUUGUGGGAGGAGGGCAGGAGUUUGUCAUUACUUGCAAAUACAGGCAGUGAGAAACUGGGCAUGGCGGUGAAUGGCUGUCACCCUAGCACUGUGGAGGCAGGAGGAUCUCGAGUCCAAGGUCAUUUUCAGCUGUAGUGGGAGUUCCAGACCAGCCUGUGACAUCAUUCCCUGUCUCAAAUAAGCAAAGAGAGACUGUAGAUGAAGUGAGCUCGGAGGUAACCUCAAAACAGCAGCAGCAGCAGCAGCAGCACGCUGGCUUCAGAGCUUCUGCUGUAAACUAGACCUCAACAGGAAGGGGCUCUAGGUCUCACCGAGUUCUUCCAUUUUCAAGGGAUCUGUACAAUGCCUUAGUGAGGAAACCUCAAUUCAGAUCCCCAGCACCCACAUAAACAGCAGGGCAUGGUGGGGUAUGUCUGUGAUUCCAGUCUAGGAGUGGAGAAAGUCAGGUCCCAGGGGUUUGCUAGCCAUCAUUCACGUGAGACCCUGUCUCAAUAAUGUUGAGGGCCAUCAAGAUGACUCAGUGGGUAAAGGUGCUUGUGCAGCAAGCCCGGUGACCUGAGUUCAAUCCCAGGAUCUACGUAAAGAUGGAAGGAUAGAACUGAUUCCACAAAGGGGUCUUCUGACCUGUGUGUGUGCACCAAGACAUGUGCUCUCAGUACACAUUUCAAGACAGGGUUUCUGUGUGUAACAACCCUGGCUGUCCUAGAGCUCGCUCUGUAGGCCAGGUUGGCCUCAACCUCACUGAGAUCCGCCUGCUUCUGCCUCCUGAGUGCUGGGAUGAAAGGCGUGCACCACCACCACCCAGCUGCCAACACACAUCUUAUACAUACACAAAAGAGUAAUAAGUAAAUAUUUUUAAAAUAAGGUAGAGAAUGAUAGAUAUCUGAUACCAGCCUCUGGCCUCCAUGGGAGUGUGCAUGAGUGAGCACACACACGCAUAAUACACACCCAUAAAUCCUAGUGAAAUAGGCACUUGCCAAAAGGAAAUUGAUAUCUCCUGUAUUGAAAAGUCCAAUAAGGGCGAGGCAGUAGUGAUAGCAUUCAGGAGGCAGAGGCAGGAGGAUCUCUGAGUUCGAGAUCAGGUCAGCCUGGUCUACAGAGAAAAUUCCAGGACAGCCAGAAUAAACAGAGAAACACUGCCUUGAAAAAGAAACAAUGAGAGAGAGAGAGAGAGAGAGAGAGAGAGAGAGAGAGAGAGAGAGAGCAAGAAAAGAGAAAGAAAAGUCCAAUACGGGGCUGGAGAAAUCACUCAGUGGUUAAGAGCUCUUCUUUUUUUUUUUUUUUUAAAGAUUUAUUUAUUAUGUAUACAACAUUCCUUCCGUGUAUGCUUGUAUGCCAGAAGAGGGACCAGAUCUCAUUAUAGAUGGCUGUGAGCCACCAUGUGGUUGCUGGGAAUUGAACUCAGGACCUCUGGAAGAACAGUCAGUGUUCUUAACCUCUGAGCCAUCUCUCCAGCCCAAGAGCUCUUCUUCUUGCUAAGGAUCUGGAUUCUGUUCCCAGCACCCUCAAGGAGGCUCACUACUCCCUCAGCACUUGGCACUCACAUGGAGGCGACUCUGAUUUGCUCUGAGAAUAAGAUUGUCUGUUCUCCCUCAAAUUCACUCACCUUGUAUGGAACUAAAGCCACUGAUCUUCAGCCACUCAAAGUAAAAGCCACAGAUAUGCUUGCCACUGUAGCACACAGAAAGCCAAAGGUGAAGGAAGAUGGGCUUAAGGGCAACCCACACUACGUAAGAGACCCUGUGUCAAAGCAACAUGAACACUUUUCCUGUGUUAGGGCUCAAACCCUGGGCCUUGUUCGUGGUGGGCACUUGCUCUGCCAUUGAUCUACAACAAAAGCUGCUUUGUCCGACUCCUGUAGCAAAUAUGGUCACAUGAUUAAUUCUUGGUCAAUGAGAGAUACAAUGAAGGGAAGUUGGCCAAUUCUGAGGUCUACUCUUAAAUGGGAGGGGUGAGUCUUCCCCUUCCACAUUUCCUGCUUUCUGCUGGUUAGAAUGAAGACAUGAGAUAACUGGUCUGGUUGAGUAGUCACAUCCUCUGAGUAACUGAGCAACAAGUGGGAAGGCACCUGGGCCCCUGGAGUCGGAUAGCUGCUGUGUGGAUUGCUGUUACUUGGAGAGUAAUGUCAGAAAUAAAUUGCUAUCUCCUUCUGCUAUCCUUGGUUUUGUCAUAGUAGCCAAAAGAACAUUUUUGUGCUAGAGGUUGGUGGAGCACUCCUUUAAUCCCAGCACUCAGGCAGAGGCAGGUGAAUUUCUGAGCUCGAGACCAGCCUGGUCUACAGAGAGGGUUCCAGAACAGCCAGGACUGUUACAUAGAGAGAUCCUGUCUCUAAAACCAAACUAAACAAAAACAAACAAACAACAAAAAAGAACAUCCUUGGGUGUCUCGCUUAGUUGUUUGUUACUAUCGUUAUUAUGAUUGUGUGCUGAACACAUGUGUUUACAGGCAAGCACUACACAGGCCAGAGGGAGACUUAAAACAUCUUAGUUGAAUAUGCUCCAUCCUAUUUUUUGUGACAGGAUCUCUCACUGAACCUGGUGGUCACCUGUUCAGCUAGACUGGCUCCUCAUCCUGCCUUUUACAUGGGUACUGGGGAUCGAACUUUACCUACCGAGCCAUCUCCUCAGCUACCGUUUGUCUGGUUUUGUUGUUGUUUGUUUAUUCAAAAAUCUCCUUAAGACCAUUUGUAUCAGACUGCAGAGAUGACUCAGUGGUUAAGAGCACUAGCUGCUCUUCCAAAGGUCCUGAGUUCA